Osmia bicornis bicornis is the source of this 1266-nucleotide messenger RNA. Its product is annotated as protein jagged-1-like. Gene Ontology annotation, cellular component: cell surface; membrane; extracellular region. The transcript is spliced from 7 exons. The coding region runs from base 1 to 1266 and encodes 421 amino acids. The record is from RefSeq and is a predicted model, not a curated record. Gene Ontology annotation, molecular function: signaling receptor binding. Lineage: Eukaryota; Metazoa; Arthropoda; Insecta; Hymenoptera; Megachilidae. Gene Ontology annotation, biological process: anatomical structure development; cell communication.
AUGAUACUGCUGCUCGCUUGUCUCAGCCUCCUGAUCGGCCCCGGCGAACUGGGCACCCUGAACAAUGGACCUUCCGUUGGUGUGACAACUAUUUUUGGUCUUGGUGCACUGCCAUUUGGAUUUGCAGCUGGCCCGAGAUACGUUCCAAAAUGGAAGAAGCAAGCAUGCGAGAUACCAGCAUCUCAGCAUCCAAACUCGCAUUACGUCUGCGACGAAGCCGGGGAGGUCAAGUGUUUGCCAGGAUGGACCGGAGAUUUGUGCGACGUGCCAAUCUGUCGGAAGGGAUGCGACCCUCUUCAGGGUUACUGCCGUCGACCCAGCGAGUGUCGUUGCAAAUUAGGCUUCUACGGUGAGCUAUGCGACAAGUGUGUCGCUCUACCAGGAUGCCAACACGGCAGCUGUAACGUGAGCUUCGAGUGUUCCUGCGAUCCUGGAUGGAAGGGGAUGUUCUGCUCGGAACCGAUCUGCGCUGCCGAUUGUCUGCCUAACCAGGGAUACUGCGAGAAGCCAGGCGAAUGCAGAUGUCGACUAGGUUGGCAAGGACCAAAAUGCAAACAGUGUGCCGUUUUACCAGGCUGCGUCCACGGAACGUGCCAAGGGCCACUGGAAUGCCGCUGCGAACCCGGCUGGACCGGACUUCUAUGUCAGACCCCUAUUUGCUCGCAAGGAUGCAGCCGGGAGCACGGUAGUUGUCGUCGUCCAGGGACGUGUAGGUGUCGCGUAGGCUGGACUGGUCCCAAUUGCACCGAAUGUGUUCCUUACCCUGGAUGCGUCCAUGGAUCCUGCAAACGUCCAUGGGAAUGUAGAUGCGAACCUGGAUGGGCGGGUGAUCUAUGCAACGAGAAGCUGACCUACUGCGACGAGCACCAAGGAAUCUGUAAAAAUAAUGCAACUUGCAUUAGUAUGACGAAGGAAGAUGGCAACUACAGAUGCAUCUGUCCUCUCGGUUACAUGGGUCGUCAAUGUCAAAUCAGAACGAUGGUACCAUCCACGGAACUGGUACCACCCACGCCAGAUUUAACUGAGUCAGAGGCGAAACCGCAAAUGGUUCCAGUGAAACCGGAAGUAAACGAGAGCUCCCAGAGUCUCGAAGAAAAGGACAAAAACAUGGUGAAAGAGGAGGAGCAAACGGUUGAACCAUUAGGGCCAAUUGUAAUCACGGAUCCUCCGUCCACGAUUGACCCUGCCGCGACUGUUGGAAAAUGGCCAACCGAACCACCCACGGAAUCACCUGUUACAGAAAGGGACGACGAGAAUGAAGCGUAA